Molecule: messenger RNA, 2289 nt
Organism: Erinaceus europaeus (western European hedgehog)
Lineage: Eukaryota; Metazoa; Chordata; Mammalia; Eulipotyphla; Erinaceidae
Gene: ASTL
Product: astacin like metalloendopeptidase
Exons: 9
Coding region: 18-1436 (472 amino acids)
Biological process (GO): proteolysis
Molecular function (GO): metalloendopeptidase activity; zinc ion binding
Source: RefSeq, a predicted model, not a curated record
CUUUAGGCUGCCUUGUUAUGCUGGGAAGACACAUGAGCAUGGGAGGCCUUUGGCUUUGGAUGCUGGGUCUGCUCUCUUUGCCAGGUUUGGUCCUAGGAGUGCCCUUAGCUUCCAGUUGCCCUGGAGCCUGUGAGUCCAAUUUCCUUGAAGACCUUGCUCCUGAGGAGAGGCAGACAUCCUGGGACAAGGACAUUCCUGCAAUUAACCAAGGGCUUAUCCCGGAAGAAAGCCCAGAAAAUAGCUUCCUUGUUGAGGGUGACAUCCUCCGACCGAGUCCCUUCCAGCUGCUAUCAGCUUCUAGUAACAAGUGGCCCAAGAAUGGGGAUGUUGUAGAGAUCCCCUUCCUGCUCUCCAGCAAAUAUGAUGAGCCUAGCCUCAAGAUCAUUCUGGAGGCCUUUGCUGACUUUGAACGCCUCACAUGCAUCAGGUUUGUCCCCUACCAGGGCCAGAGAGACUUCAUCUCCAUCAUCCCCAUGUCAGGGUGCUUCUCUAGUGUGGGGCGCAAUGGAGGGAUGCAGGUGGUGUCCCUGGCACCCACCUGUCUUCGCAGAGGCAAGGGCAUUGUGCUGCAUGAGCUUAUGCACGUGCUGGGUUUCUGGCAUGAGCAUGCUCGGGCUGACAGGGACAGCUAUAUCCGAAUCAACUGGAAAGAGAUCCUCCCAGGCUUUGCAAUCAACUUUGUCAAGUCUCGGAGUAGCAACAUGCUGGUGCCCUAUGACUACUCCUCCGUGAUGCACUAUGGGAGGUUUGCCUUCAGCUGGCGUGGGCUGCCCACCAUUGUGCCACUCUGGGCCCCCAAUGUCCACAUUGGGCAGCGAUGGAACCUGAGCGCCUCAGAUAUCACCCGGGUCCUCAAGCUUUAUGACUGCAGCCCCCAUGGCUAUGAUCUUCAAGUGAGAGGGUUCCCAGCUCCCAGCAUCAAGAGCCCCACUCCUGCCUCUAGAGCAUCUCUGCAACAACUUCUGAAGGCACUGUUGGUAGAGUCCAGCAGGCCCGAACUCAGAAACUCUAGGACUGCAGGCCAGGUUGUUGCUGCAGUGCCUGGAGAAGAGAGCCCACCUAGAUGGGCACCUCCUGCCCUGAGGAACUUUGGUGAGGAGGCCUCUGCAAGGCCACCUCCGACUCCUGAUUACUCCCCAAGAUCCAAGUCUGGAGCAGGAGUUCCUGCUGCUGCUCUGGGGCAGCAGUCUUGGCCUGUCCAAGUACCCAUGGGCCCCCCACCUCCCCCUCUGGAUGUGGAAGAGCAGCUAGCACCUAUCCAGGCUGCUUUGGCGAAUCCAGCUCUGCCUGAAGCUCAUGCAUCUGGUGGUUUCUUCAGGGGGCUUCCCAGAAGUCAGGCCUGUGACUUCUGCCGCCAAGUGGGGAGCGUAUCCUCUGUCCAGAACAGCCUGGUUGCACAACCUUUGGCCCCUCUGGACAAUACCCCUGUCUUUUAGUCCCAUUCUGAUUACUUUCUCUGAGACCCAGGACUCUCCAUUUCCCCCCUUGUCCUUAUUGUUUUUCCAAGGGUUCUUGGGUCAGAGGGUCCCUCAAAGUCUGUCAGGGGAAGGCAGGGAGACCUGCUCUUGGCUUCUGCCCUGGUGGAUGCUGGGAAUGGUCUGGAAUUCUCCAGGGCUCCAGGGAGAGAGGUCUGGAGGAGACAAGUAGAGAAUGUUCCAACUUGAAGGACUCUAGAACCCAAACCCCUAACAUGGCCUAAUGGUACUGCCCCAGCCUUUUCUGUAAGCCAGGCCUUGGGUGGGGAGCCCCAUGCCUGGGACUGCAGGAACUAGCAGGUCUCUUUUCCCUAAUGCCUGAGUGCUAGAAAUGCUCUGUUGCCAGGAGCUUUCAGAGUUCACUUCUCUGAAGGGCAAGAAGGCUUGGGUUUCCACCAAUGGGGAGGUAUAGGGUAUAGUGGGGAAAGUCCCCUGAACACCACUCAGAACUCGUUUUUACCUUACUUGUCUUUCUUCAGUCAAGCCCCACUCUUCCUUCCUCGGUUCCUGUGAAGUUAGCUCCAGCCAUGUAAACAUCUGCAGGGUGCCAGAGAGUGGGCCUGGACCAGGAGCUCUGGUGUGAGAGCAGUUGCGUCUUGAGGCCAGAAGGAAACCCUGCUUUUGGGGUGAGGGAAAAGUCUGGCCUCUCCCAGGGUUCUAGGCUUCUCAGGAUGUUUUUGGGUGAAAGAAAUAAAAUUGGGUUCUUGCUGCAGAAGUUGGGUUCCAGGCUAUGCUGACUACAUACCUGAGUGCCUUUAUUUCUCCUGACUGCUGGGUAGUGGGAUGCUCAGGUGCUUGUACCCAUUUUUCAGAA